AUGAAUAUAAACUAUGUUGUAUCAUCAUCGUGUGAUUUAUUCAGAAGAGGAAAGUUUACAGAUUGUUGCGACCUUAUCCAAUUGCAUAUUGAUAAUUGUCAUUUACAAAAAAUUACUAUACAAGACGAAGUUGAGUUUAUCAUACUUAGAAACAAUUUACUUGUUUGCAAUUCUCUGAGGAUUUUACCAGAAAUUAGUGCUGAAUAUGUUGGCAAGAUGGCUGAAUUCAUAAGUAUGUCUCAACUGUAUUUAUAUGAGAAACAUAUUCCAUUGGAACUGCGGAUCAAUUUUGUUUAUAAUACUUUGCAUUGGUACUGGUUGAAACCAGCUGACAUUCCCGAUUAUUGUUAUAAUAAAAUAAUGACAUUAGUCAAUGAAUCCUUGCAUGAAGUAUUACACGAAAACGGAAAAAGUACUGUAAAUUUAAGAUCACAUGUCGGCAACGAACAAGAUAUACUUAAUAGCCUUGAAUGCCUGUCCAAUGGGUUUUUGGGUUUAGAGCCAAUACUGGUUGUUCAAUGUUUGGAAAUCUCACAGAUAUUACUUUUAAUUUUUUUGUCUCAGCGUAGUUUUACUUCACUUUUAGUACAUUUUACGACGGAAUUGAUAGAUCAAGUCAAAACUAUAAUGUGUGCUUUUAAACUUAAAAAACCAACGCAUGUUGCUAACUGUUUUAAACUAGGACUUUCAAAAAUCAAUGUUUUUCUGGAUACAGAGCACAUCAAAACAAUAAUUAUUAAUGGGCAUGUGUCCUUGUGUAUAAGACACAUUUUGGAAAAUCAACAUCUACAAGCCUUGUCUACACUGAACACAAUGGACCAAUACUUGGAUCAAAAUGAUGAAUUUUUUUGUUUGAUGUGCUAUUUAAAGGCUCUUGCAAGUUUCAAUUUAGAAGAGCUUGAAAUUACAUUAUGCUAUUUAUCACAAAUGGUUGAAUGUCUGAUGGAACCUUUUAUUAAAUCAAGGUGUUAUUUAUUGCUUGGAAGAACACAUUCAAAAAUGGGUAAUAGUGGUUUGGCGUUGCAGUCAUUAGAGAAAUUAAAAGAAACAGAGUUUAAUAAUAUAAUGGCUUAUUACAUGUCACAGCAUUACGAAAUGAAUGACAUGCAGUUUAUGCAAAUGGUGGUGUUGGAACAAGCUAUUAAGGGAGAUUUUGAUGGACGACACAGAGGGUACGAAGAAUUAUCCAACAGUUAUACUACAAAGGUACUUAUUAUUUUACACCCUCAACCGGAUUUGACUAAACGGCAAUUACUUUACUUGGCAGCAAAAAAAAAAUAUGAACAUACAAGUUAUAAUCUAGCAGCUUCUACUUAUUUAAGUCUUUUAAAAUUUGACGAGGUUGAUCAAUACGUUUCUGACUUGGUAACAAUUCCACCAAUGUUUAUCCUUAAACACGAAGCGGCUGUAGCUCUGUUAAAAGCUCGUAAACCAGAAGAAGCCUUUAAACUGUGCCAAUCCUUAAUUGAAGAAUACAGCAUGUGGAAGAGUGGUUCAUUCUGGGCCGAUGAACUCAAUGAUUACAAUUUUAAUGUAGUUGGAACUAUGUUAUUGGCAGAAACAGGUUUCAAUAAAAAUACUGAUAUAGUUUUGGAAGCACUAAACAAGUCUUUCAAUUGUCUGUACGCCAAAAUCAGUUUUGAUUGUGCAACGGAACCUAGUGACGGUGAAGAACAAAGUAUAACUUUGCGACGAAUCCUCAUAGGUAAAAUAUUGUUACUUAAAGCUACAGUUUUGAGUAAGUUAAAUAAAGAAGAGGACUGCGAAGCUGCAUUCAAAAAGGCACUUACAUAUAAUGCUGGAGAUGAAGAUAUUGUGUAUUUAUAUUCAAAAUGGUUGGAACAUAAAGGGAAGUUAUUAGAAUCUAUGAAGGUUCGUGAUCAAUUUGAUCGAAACAAAGUUAAUACAAUUAAGUGUGAUGAUAUUGUUAUGACUUUCGUCUUGGAAAAUAAGCAUGGCCUUGAAGACACAAUAAUUGGUGAAAAUAUCAUGGAUGACUUGUUUGCAAGCACUGAUGAUAAACCUAUGGACCUAGAUAAUGAAAUGGAUCCAGCUGAUGAUGAUAUUUUCAAUAACUUGUUUUUGGACUAA
This is a messenger RNA of Macrosiphum euphorbiae (potato aphid), 2091 nucleotides long. The record is from the annotation of a GenBank genome assembly. Lineage: Eukaryota; Metazoa; Arthropoda; Insecta; Hemiptera; Aphididae.